Molecule: messenger RNA, 2099 nt
Organism: Syzygium oleosum
Lineage: Eukaryota; Viridiplantae; Streptophyta; Magnoliopsida; Myrtales; Myrtaceae
Product: (6-4)DNA photolyase
Exons: 14
Coding region: 98-1735 (545 amino acids)
Biological process (GO): circadian regulation of gene expression; entrainment of circadian clock by photoperiod
Cellular component (GO): nucleus; cytoplasm
Molecular function (GO): FAD binding; DNA binding
Source: RefSeq, a predicted model, not a curated record
CACGUUCGAGUGCAAGGCGCGAAUCGCAGCAGAGCCAUUUUUAACUUCAAAACUCCCACGCGGCUCGCGCUCACCUCCGAGCUCGACACCGGCACAAAUGGCGUCGCCCGCGUCGUCGUCGGCGUCGUCGUCUUCGCUGAUGUGGUUCAGGAAAGGCCUCAGGAUCCACGACAACCCCGCGCUGCAGCACGCCGCCUCGCGGGCGCGGGGUCCCCUCUACCCGGUCUUCGUGAUCGACCCGCGCUACAUGGAGCCGGACCGGGCCGCCUUCUCCCCCGGCUCGCCCCGGGCGGGGGUGAACCGGAUCCGGUUCUUGCUCGAGUGCCUGGCCGAUCUGGACGCCGGCCUCAGGAGGCUCGGCUCGCGGCUGCUGGUGCUGAAGGGGGAGCCCGGCGAGGUGCUGAUCCGUUGCUUGGAUGAGUGGAAUGUCGACAGGCUUUGCUUCGAGCACGACACUGAACCUUAUUACCAAGCUCUGGAUAAGAAAGUUAAGAACUUUGCAUCUGCUGCCGGCAUCGAGACAUUCUCGCCCGUGAGCCAUACGCUGUUUGAUCCCGCAGACGUUAUAGCGAGAAAUGGAGGAAAACCACCUUUGAGUUACCAAUCAUUUCUGAAGCUUGCUGGAAAACCCUCAUGGGAGGGGUCGCCGCUUUCGACCAUGCUUUCUUCUGUUCCUCCGGUUGGGGAUGUUGGAAGAUGCGAGGUUUUUGAAGUUCCUACACUGAUUGAACUUGGUUACGAUGAGACUGAGCAGGAUGACGUGGCCCCUUUCCGAGGUGGAGAAACUGCAGCAUUGACAAGAAUGAAAGAGGCACUCAGUAACAAGGCUUGGGUAGCAGAUUUCGAGAAACCAAAGGGCGAUCCUUCUGCUUUUUACAAGCCAGCCACAACAGUUUUAUCGCCCUACUUGAAAUUUGGAUGUCUCUCAUCCAGAUACUUCUACCAAUGCCUACAAGACAUUUAUAAGGAUGUCAAUAAGCAUACUUCACCUCCUGUUUCUCUUCUCGGCCAGUUGUUGUGGCGAGAUUUCUUCUACACAGCAGCUUUUGGUACUCCUAAUUUUGAUAAGAUGAAGGGUAACAGGAUUUGUAAGCAGAUACCUUGGAGCGAUGACGAGCAACUGCUUGCUGCUUGGAGGGAAGCUAGGACAGGAUACCCUUGGAUUGAUGCUAUCAUGGUGCAGCUCCGCAAGUGGGGUUGGAUGCACCACCUAGCUCGUCAUUGCGUAGCAUGUUUCUUAACACGUGGAGAUCUGUUUGUUCACUGGGAAAAAGGACGAGAUGUUUUUGAGAGACUACUCAUCGACUCUGACUGGGCAGUCAACAAUGGAAACUGGCUGUGGUUGUCAUGUUCUUCAUUUUUUUACCAGUAUAAUCGCAUCUAUUCUCCAAUAACCUUUGGGAAAAAAUACGACCCCAAUGGCAGCUACAUACGCCAUUUUUUACCUGUAUUGAAGGAUAUGCCAAAGGAGUAUAUUUAUGAACCAUGGAAAGCUCCCUUGAGCAUUCAAACUAAAGCAAAGUGCAUAAUUGGAAGAGAUUAUCCAAAUCCAGUGGUCUCUCACGAUUCAGCCAGCAAAGAGUGCAGACGGAAGCUGGCCGAAGCAUAUGCUGUAAACCAGAGACUGAAUGGCAUGGUGAGCGAUGAAGAUCUGAAGAGCCUGAGGAGAAAGCUGGAAGAAGAUCAAGAAAAGGAGCCGAGAAAUACAAAGCAAAGGCGAAAACGCAGUGGCUGAUUUCGAAAAUCAACGUAAUCCUUCCUACCGGCAAGGCUGACAAAUCUAUCGUGGAUAGUGUCGUCAUGCUUCUAAAUUUAUGCCGAAGGGCGCGGGAAGUUAUGGUCUCACAGAUCAACUGGACUACUUUUGAUUGUAACUAGCAUAGCAUCUGACUUGGUUGAUGACUGUUGUGCUCUUCGACUCGAUAAGCUAGUUGUAAAUAUUGUGAAUGAGCAGAAGUAGUUCCAUGCCAUGACUCUCAGCAGAGGUAGGUUCAUUUUUAACUAGGUGAAAUGCAUUGGACAACCAUCAAGAUAAAGCUUCAAGUUGGCCUAGGGCUGAUCUCUUAGAAUCAGAGAAUGGAAGUGGUAAUUCACAUUCA